CUGUCAUCUACAGAAAUGAUUAGGUCCAGAAUCCUGUUAGUCCUGUUUCUGCAGAGAAGAGGUGUGGAAAGAGUUAAGAGGGCGGCAGUGGUAUUAUAUUCCCAGUGUAUGUGUGCGCCUCGGUUGAGUGCUUUGCACUUAUAAAGUCCUGCUUGGCUUUUUCUAUCUGCCCCCUGCCCUGGACUCAUAAACUCAAAGGGCUUUUCCUCUUAUAGAAGCACCCUUGGGUGUGCUCCAGGGGGGUAUCAAUGGGGCAAGCAUUCCUUUCCCGGCCUGUGAUACCAGCUCUGCAGGCAGAGGAGGGGGAUCCUCCAAUGGUGCCCCCAGCUCCUUCAACUCCACCUACCAAAAGAAAAAGCAAGUUCUCUGGGAUAGGAAGGUUCUUCAAACCAUGGAAAUGGAGGAAGAGGAAGAGCAGCGAUACCUUUCGUGAGACUUCAGAAGUGCUGGAGAGAAAGAUCUCUAUGAGAAAGCCCAGAGAAGAGCUAAUAAAGAGAGGUGUUCUAGUGGAGGUACCUGAAGUACCUGAAGAUGCUUCAGUGAAAUCUGAGUCACCACCUUUAAGAAAUGGCCAUAUGAGCCAAGGAUCCAUCACUGAGCCACAAGAUGAUGACAAAAGUAUAAAGAGGAACAGUCGACCAGAUUCGACAGGACCACGUCCCAUUACUCAAGUGGAACUUGCACAGGAAGCCUUGCAGGAAUCUACAAAGCAGCCGCUUGCCUUACAGGAAUCCUCAAAGCAGCCACUUGCCUUACGGGAAUCCUCAAAGCAGCCACUUGCCUUACGGGAAUCCUCAAAGCAGCCACUUCUUCCUCCAAAAAGACCACUUUCCACCUCUAAUUCAGUCACUCAGGAUCAUAGUGAAGGUCAACGACCAGAGCCACCUCGGUCUGCAGCACGCUUGCCGAACACUACUCCUUCACCAGCACCUAGAACCCUGGUCCCUCCAAAAGCAUCUAAACAACCACCUGUUCCACCACCUAAGCCCCAGAACCGGAACAGCAGUCCUUUAAUGGCGGAGCUAUGCCAGGCACUUGGGGGAACCAACCUCACACCUGUUGGGUCUCGACCCUCUCCACCACUUCCUUCCAAACGAGGACUUCCACCUUCUACAGAUCCUGUGAGCAACAAAGAAAAGACUUUUCGACCUUUAUCACUGCCUUCUCACCUUGCAAAUGAAGCUCCAGCGCAUUCCCCACCAUCUCCAACGCCUCCUCCUCAGUCACCCAAAUUGCAGCCUUUGCUCCCUCAAGAUCCCCCUCCAACAGAAAUACCUCCUCCUAGUGCAGAAGAGGAAAAAAGAGAUAUGCCACCUGACAUGUCUGUACUGCCUCUUCACAUACGCAUUCAACAGGCUCUCAACAGUCCACAGCCGGUGCCCACGUUGGAUAAUUCCCAGCGGGCGCACUCCCUUUUGUUUUUUUCCAAUGAAUUGGGGUCGGCUGAAGAGAAAACACGAGUGAGAUCCUUGCCUGUCACUAUAGAGCUUCUUAAAGUGCCUGAUGAUGACGAUGACGAAGAAGUUAGCACCGGGGAGGAGGAUUUGUCUCCAGAAGGAGGACAUUCUCAUGCCUCAAGGGUUUAUAUUGGGGAUGUUCCUGCUGUUACUGUAAUACCAAGCUACAUUCCACCAUGCCUUCAGGAGGAGGAUGAGGAGGAUGAAGAUGAAGGUGUUAGCGACAGUGAUUCCGAAGGGCCUAUACUGUACAAAGAGGAAGAUGAAGAAGAUGAUGAUGAUGAUGAUUCCACAACCAGUGCCCUGGCCAAUAAAGUGAAAAGAAAAGACACUCUGGCCAUGAAGUUAGGUGGAAAGUCAGGUUCUCAUGAGGAAGAUGCGGAGUUUCCUCACCGCAGUCGAGAUGAGUGGAAUCGAAUACGGGAGCAGAUUGGUUCACAACUCAACCGAAGAUUGAGCCAGAGACCAUCUGCCGAGGAGCUGGAGCAAAGAAACAUUCUGCAAUUAAAGAAUGAAGCUGACCGGCUGGCAGAGAGACGAGAAAUCAAGAGGCGACUGACCCGUAAGCUUAGUCAAAGACCUACAGUGGCUGAGCUAUUGGAGCGGAAGAUUCUUCGAUUUAAUGAGUAUGUGGAGGUGACAGAUGCUCACGACUAUGACCGGAGGGCUGAUAAACCCUGGACUAAGCUCACACCUGCUGACAAGGCAGCGAUCCGUAAGGAACUAAAUGACUUCAAGAGCACGGAGAUGGCUGUGCAUGAGGAGAGCAAACACUACACACGAUUUCAUCGGCCUUAAGACACAUUGAGAGAAAUUUUAGGGCAAGAAGCACUUACCUGCAUAGGAAGUUGUGCCAAUCACAAGUCUGUCUUCCCUCUGAUUUACCUCAGCCCUGCACCCGCAAUUGGUUGAGGUGGUAAUAUAGAGUAAUACUUUGUAGCUUGUGAUUUCCCAAUCUUAUCCCUACGGUAAAGGACUCUGUGUCUUGACCAGUGCUGACGUUCAAGUAUUUUUUAAUGCGACACUAAGGACAUCUCUUCCAAUCAUCAUGUGAUCUCCCAGUGCCUUAGUUCAAGAAGUUGGGGCUGGCCCUGUGGGUGUUUUUUUUCUUAAAUACUUUCUGUAUUUUGAAUUAAAUGGAGUGAAGACUUUUCUUACCUGUGUGCACAGGUCUUCCAAUGGAUACCAGGUAUCUCUCAGGGAUGGGUGGUUAGUUUGUGUUUUAAAUGUAAUCCAGCAUGAGUUCUGAACGGUUGACGUAUUUUAGGCCUUGAAACCUGCCAGAUGCUUGGUUCAAUGCAUAGAAGAUCACAGCAUAUCACUGAGGUUUAUACCUAUACGUGACCAUGGAGCUGGCAUUUCCGGUAACUCCAACAAUAAUACUGUCCAUUUUUAUUACACUGAUGCUAAUCGUAUACGUUUUUAAGCAGCAUGAGCUGUAGCUUUUGAGGUCAGGGACCUAUUAAGGAGAAUGUCAUUGUGAAGAUUUUUAUUUUUUUUUUUUUUUUUUUUUUUUUUUUUACUCCAGGUUUGCUAUAAUACACUACGCCUUACUAUAAAUGAAUCAUGUGCUUUAGAAAUACAUUCUGAGAGAUACGAUAUGUAUAUAUAUGUACCAUACGUCUGACUUAGGGACAACUGGAAUAUUUUUUUUUCUGAAUGUGUAUGUAUGUAUAUAUAUAUGUAUACUUGGAUAGCACCAGUGUCUGUAUAUCAGUUUGUCUUAAUCUGAGUUUUUAAUGAUGAAAAUUAAAAAAAAUUAUUUUAGGCAAAAAAUUGGGAAUUGUCUUGUUUUUCAGAGGAAAUGUUUAAGUGCAAAAUAAUCUAUUUCAUUGUG
This is a messenger RNA of Bufo bufo (common toad), 3294 nucleotides long. It is a transcript of the gene PHACTR4, whose product is annotated as phosphatase and actin regulator 4. Bases 249 to 2255 code for a protein of 668 amino acids. Lineage: Eukaryota; Metazoa; Chordata; Amphibia; Anura; Bufonidae. Gene Ontology annotation, molecular function: actin binding. Gene Ontology annotation, biological process: actin cytoskeleton organization; neural crest cell migration. The record is from RefSeq and is a predicted model, not a curated record. The transcript has 12 exons.